AUGGAGGAAAAUGGCGUGCAGCAAAGUGCCAUUUGCUGCAAUGCAGCCAUCAGUGCCUGUGAUAGAGCUGGGCAAUGGCAGCAAGCUCUGACCCUCUUGUAUCGAAGCUUGCUUUGCUUUGUCAAGACCGUUCUGUUUUGCUACAACUCUGCUAUCAGCGCCUGUGCUCGCGCAGCGGAGUGGCAACUUUCAGUUAUCUUGUUGGCCGAGCUUGGAGAACUUCAAUUGAAGCCCACAGAAAUGAACUACAAUUCAGCGAUCAACGCAUGUGAGAAAGGUGGGGAGUGGGAGUUGGCGCUGGCGCUCCUCCACGAGAUGCCGCUGCAGCGGCUGCCCCUCUCAGCCUGGAGUUUCAGCACAGCCAUCAGCGCAUGCGAAUACGCAAGCCUGUGGCAGCCAGCCCUGGCCUUUCUGAACCGCAUGCGUUCGGCCGCCCCAGACCUGGUGAGCUGGACGGCCGCCAUGAGCACCUGCGCCAAGGCGGCGCAGUGGGAGGCGUCCUUGCUCCUCCUGGCCGAGAUCCCCGCCAGGGACGCGUAUUGCUUCAACGUGGCGGUGGGUGCCUGUGAAAAGUCCAGCAGGUGGGAAAUGGCACUGUCGGUCCUCGGCAUGAUGGAUGCCAAAACGGUUUCGCCUGGGCUGAUCACCUACAAUGCAGCCCUUGCCAGCUGCAAAAAAGGUGGAAACUGGGAGGUUGCUCUUCAGCUGUGGCAAAGCCUGCAUGAGAGCGGCUUUGUCCCGGAUGUGAUCUCAUUCAACUGUGCAAUUGGCGCAAGUCAUAUGGCCAGCAGAUGGGCGCUGGCUAUGCAUUUCUUUGGCUUGAUGUCGCCUGAUCUCCCAGAUAGGUCCACUUUCACUGAAGUUGCCAAUGCCUGUGAGAAGGUGGGUGAAUGGACAUCCUCCCUUCAUGUUUUUGCCAGCGCCUUGGCAGCCCGCGUCAUCCCAGAUGGCACCUGUGCCGGGUCAGUCGCCGGAGCACUGCGCAGUGCUGGAGACGAAGGUGGCGCUAUGCAGCUGCUGCGGGAGAUGCUUGCGAGAUGGCCUGAGUAUGACCCAGAAACUGAUCGCUCGAUUUGGGCCGCGUCACAAGGAACUAUGCUGGCAAGAGCACCCGGAGUUGUGGCGAUCUCCAAGCCCUCUGGCAUCAGCACGGAAAUGCUGCUGGAGUCCUGGCUGGGCAGUUCCUGGAACAAGCGCGUGCAGACCGUGUCUAGGCUUGACUAUCCCACCUCCGGAGUGCUACCCAUUGCCACGGGGCCGGAAAACUCGAUCCAGUGCCAUUGGCUUCAAGCGCAGUUCGCUGCAAAGCUCGUGCGGAAGGACUGGCUGCGUCAAGUUGGCUUCGAGGCGACCCUGAGUACAUAUGCCUGGCAGAGGGACCAUUCUUGGGCCAGCCUGGUCAGCGCGGGUCUAUAG
Molecule: messenger RNA, 1416 nt
Organism: Effrenium voratum
Lineage: Eukaryota; Dinophyceae; Suessiales; Symbiodiniaceae
Source: the annotation of a GenBank genome assembly